Boleophthalmus pectinirostris (great blue-spotted mudskipper) is the source of this 1599-nucleotide messenger RNA. It is a transcript of the gene drg2, whose product is annotated as developmentally regulated GTP binding protein 2. Lineage: Eukaryota; Metazoa; Chordata; Actinopteri; Gobiiformes; Gobiidae. Gene Ontology annotation, biological process: cytoplasmic translation. The coding region runs from base 155 to 1249 and encodes 364 amino acids. Gene Ontology annotation, cellular component: cytoplasm. Gene Ontology annotation, molecular function: GTP binding; GTPase activity. The record is from RefSeq and is a predicted model, not a curated record. The transcript has 14 exons.
GAAAACUAUACGGAACCAAAGUUGUAAUUGUCUUUGUAUCAGCCGGAGUCUGACCGGCGUUGGACUCGUUUCCUGUGUGUGAUGUCACAUAUCUGUGCAUGCCUACAAGAGUGGCCUCUUUAACACAAAUUUCUGAUUCAGCAAAACCUUCACAAUGGGGAUAUUGGAGAAAAUUGCGGAAAUAGAGAAAGAAAUUUCUCGAACACAAAAGAACAAAGCCACCGAGUACCAUCUAGGUUUACUCAAGGCCAAACUUGCCAAGUACAGGUCUCAGCUUCUUGAGCCCUCCAAGUCAGCUGGAGCUAAAGGCGAAGGUUUUGAUGUUAUGAAAUCUGGAGAUGCUCGUGUUGCUCUCAUCGGUUUUCCUUCUGUGGGUAAGUCCACUUUUCUCAGUUUAAUGACUUCUACUGCCAGUGAAGCUGCCUCCUACGAGUUCACAACCCUCACAUGUAUACCUGGUGUUAUAGAGUAUAAAGGGGCCAAUAUUCAGUUACUUGACUUGCCAGGAAUUAUUGAAGGAGCUGCUCAAGGCAAGGGCAGAGGUAGACAGGUUAUUGCUGUUGCCAGAACUGCAGAUGUUGUCAUCAUGAUGUUGGAUGCUACAAAAGGAGAUGUCCAGAGAGAACUUUUAGAGAAAGAAUUGGAGUCUGUGGGCAUCAGGCUUAAUCGGACAAAACCUAACAUAUAUUUCAAGCAAAAGAAAGGUGGUGGCCUCUCAUACAACUCAACAGUUCCUCUGACCCACUGCUCAGAGAAGCUGGUUCAACUCAUCCUUCACGAAUACAAAAUAUUUAAUGCAGAAGUCCUUUUCAGGGAGGACAGUACGCCGGAUGAAUUCAUUGAUGUCAUUGUGGGGAAUAGGGUCUACAUGCCAUGCCUUUAUGUUUACAAUAAAGUGGAUCAGAUUUCCAUUGAGGAGGUGGACCGUCUUGCUCAUGGACCCAACAGUGUAGUCAUCAGUUGUGGGAUGAAAUUGAACUUGGAUUACCUUCUGGAGAUGUUGUGGGAAUACCUGGCCCUCAUUUGUAUUUACACAAAGAAGAGAGGAGAGAGGCCAGACUUUAAUGAUGCCAUCAUUAUGAGAAGAGGAGCAUCUGUUGAGCAUGUGUGCCAUAGAAUCCAUAGAACCUUAGCCAGCCAGUUCAAAUAUGCCUUGGUUUGGGGCACCAGUACCAAGUACAGUCCUCAGAGAGUGGGUUUAACACACAUCAUGGAGCAUGAAGACGUCAUCCAGAUUGUGAAAAAAUAAAUGGAGGCCUUAUUAAGCACAAGGAACUCAGGAGGCAAGAUUUAUGUUAGGAUGUACAACCGAGAGAAAUUAAAUGAGGGCAUUUGAAGAUGACAUGAAUUUUAUGAAAAAUACAAUAUUCUAGAUAAAAUAAUCUAUAAACCAACUGUCAAGAGUGUACUGUUCUGUUUUAUAUAACACACUUUUGGAGAAAUUAGAAGUGAAAUGUUCAAGUUAAUCCUGGGUUCCUUAAAACUGAAAUCAACACAUGUCAUGUACAUUGAAUUUUGGUAUACUCUGUUGUUAUAAUGUUGGCAUAUAUAGACCGUGACUCAAAAAGAAUGAUAAAUAAUAAAAAAAUGUAAAGUUUU